Cooperia oncophora is the source of this 504-nucleotide messenger RNA. The record is from the annotation of a GenBank genome assembly. NCBI's taxonomy places the organism in Eukaryota, Metazoa, Nematoda, Chromadorea, Rhabditida, Trichostrongylidae.
AUGUUCUUAGCCCGAUGCACUGACAAUAUUUAUACAGUUGAUCGUCUUUCUCCCGGUUCAUCGCAUCGCUUCCGAGUGUCAGCUGAGAAUGCCAUCGGACGAGGAACUUCAAUUGAGUCGAAAAAAGUGACAUUAUCUGCAGAGACAGCACUUUGCAUGGAAAAGCCCACAGCGAUCUCAUCAGCUGGCUCGAUAAUUGCGAUGUGGAAACGGUUGCCGGACGAUGACGUCAACUACAUCGUUGAAAUUAAGGAGGCGAACUCAAGACGAUCAUGGAAAGCUGUCAGCGCUGAACCAGUACAAGGAGACUCCUACACUAUCAGCGGUUUGAAUCCUGGAUCAGAGUAUAUUGUGCGAGUCACGGCUGUGACUUCCGAAAGCCAAGGAACGCCUUCGGAACAAAGCGAAAUCGUCAAAUUCGAGGAUGUUAGAGGUUUGUUACUUGAGCUGAAUUUCGCGUCACGGAUUCUGGACAACGUAUCGGAAAUCGGAAGCGCUCCAUAA